Molecule: messenger RNA, 4551 nt
Organism: Epinephelus moara (kelp grouper)
Lineage: Eukaryota; Metazoa; Chordata; Actinopteri; Perciformes; Serranidae
Product: radixin-like
Exons: 15
Coding region: 286-2031 (581 amino acids)
Biological process (GO): regulation of organelle assembly; regulation of cell shape; positive regulation of protein localization to early endosome
Cellular component (GO): cytoskeleton; microvillus; adherens junction
Molecular function (GO): actin binding; cell adhesion molecule binding
Source: RefSeq, a predicted model, not a curated record
UUCCGGCUGGCUCGACACUAGCACCCCAAAUCGCCUUAUGGUUAAGACUUCAACCGUUUUUCUAUGUGUGCGGGAAUUUGUUUGGCCAAAACCACUAACAGACAAGGAACACGACCCACGGAGGAUUUUCCAUCGUGGAUAUUUUGCUGCGUGUGAACACACCAGGCUUUCCCGUCCAUUUGAAGACACACUUCGUCCCCCCGGUCCUGUGAUACAGGUGUUGUUGCCGUCCGGUGACGGAUUUAUCCUCUCAGCUGUCGGGUGUCAGGAGGAGAGGAAGCAAAGAUGCCGAAACCGAUCAACGUCCGUGUGACCACCAUGGAUGCAGAGCUGGAGUUCGCCAUCCAACCGAACACCACAGGGAAACAGCUCUUUGACCAGGUGGUGAAGACGGUGGGACUGCGAGAGGUCUGGUUCUUUGGUCUGCAGUAUGUGGACAGCAAAGGCUACAUCACUUGGCUCAAACUCAACAAGAAGGUGACCCAGCAGGACGUGAAGAAAGAGAACCCUCUGCAGUUUAAGUUCAGAGCCAAGUUCUUCCCUGAGGAUGUCUCGGAGGAACUGAUCCAGGAGAUCACCCAGAGACUCUUCUUCCUGCAGGUGAAGGAGGCCAUCUUGAAUGAUGAGAACUACUGUCCCCCAGAGACGGCCGUGCUGCUGGCAUCAUACUCUGUCCAGGCCAAGUAUGGAGACUACAACAAAGAUGUCCACAAGCCAGGGUACCUUACCCAUGACAGACUGCUGCCUCAGAGAGUCCUGGAGCAGCACAAGCUGACCAAGGAGCAGUGGGAGGACAGGAUACAGACUUGGCACGAGGAACACAGAGGAAUGCUCAGAGAGGACUCCAUGAUGGAAUAUCUGAAAAUAGCCCAGGACCUGGAGAUGUACGGCGUGAACUACUUUGAGAUCAAAAACAAGAAGGGCACACAGCUGUGGCUGGGUGUCGACGCCCUCGGCCUCAACAUCUACGAACACGAAGACAAGUUGACACCAAAGAUCGGCUUCCCCUGGAGUGAGAUCCGAAACAUCUCUUUCAAUGACAAGAAGUUUGUUAUCAAACCCAUCGACAAGAAAGCGCCUGAUUUCGUGUUUUACGCCCCACGUCUGCGCAUCAACAAGCGCAUCUUGGCGCUGUGUAUGGGUAACCACGAGUUGUACAUGAGGAGGAGAAAGCCCGACACCAUCGAGGUGCAGCAGAUGAAGGCCCAGGCCCGGGAGGAGAAGCACCACAAACAGAUGGAGAGGGCUCAGCUGGAGAAUGAGAAGAAGAAGCGAGAGUAUGCAGAGAAAGAGAAGGAGAGGAUAGAGCGGGAGAAAGAGGAGCUCAUGGAGCGGCUGAGGCAGAUUGAAGAGCAGACGAUGAGAGCUCAGAAAGAACUCGAGGAGCAGACUCGCCGCGCCCUGGAGCUGGAGCAGGAGAGAAAGAGGGCGAGGGAGGAGGCAGAGAGGCUGGAGAAAGACAGGCAAAUGGCUGAGGAGGCCAAGGCCGAGCUGGCCAAGCAGGCCGCAGACCAGCAGAAGACCCAGGAACAACUGGCUGCUGAACUGGCUGAAUUCACAGCCAAGAUCGCUCUACUGGAGGACGCCAAGAGGAAGAAGGACGAAGAGGCUGUUGAAUGGCAGCACAAGGCUCUGUCAGCCCAGGAGGACCUGGAGAAGACCAAGGAGGAGCUGAAGACCGCCAUGUCCGUGGUGCCAGCGCCUCUGGGCGGCCAGGCCGAGAACGAGCACGACGAGCAGGACGAGAACCACGCCGAGGCCAGCGCCGAGCUCUCCAACGAGGGCGUCAGCCAGCUAGACCUCCGCAGCGAAGAGGAGCGCGUCACUGAGGCCCAGAAAAACGAGAGGGUGAAGAAACAGCUGCAGACAUUAAGCUCAGAGUUGGCCGAGGCCAGAGAUGAAACCAAGAAGACACAGAACGACGUGCUGCACGCCGAGAACGUGAAAGCGGGCCGAGACAAAUACAAAACCCUGCGCCAGAUCCGACAGGGCAACACGAAGCAGCGCAUCGACGAGUUCGAGUCCAUGUGAGAACAGCCCCUCCGUCCUGGGUACCUGUUCCCUAACUCUCCCCUCAGCGGCUGCUCGAUUUUCACGGACAACAGCUAAUGCCGUCCUAAUAGUCCCACCAAGUCCCCCUCUACACCCCCAGGCAAUGUUGAGAAAUCAUCUUGUCAAACUUUGCCAAAGUCCUGCCCCACAUCUCCGCUCUGAGAGUUUCGGAUGUCUCCACGCCACGCUAACCAAGCAAAUCUCAACACACUGCAGAGAUCAUCUGUGGGAAAAAACUGUAAAACCAAAAUGGAAGAAAUUGGAUUUUUUUUUAUUUUGAAAAAAGGCCAUAGAAAGCUACUUUUGUUCUUUUUGUUUUACUCGAUGACUCGUAUGCAAAGGUUUAGUAUGAUUCCAUGUCUUCAGUUAAAGACGACCUGUCCUCUCUUUGUUUUUAAGUUGAUUCUCUGCUUUAGUUUGACUCGUUUUAUCGAUGGCGCCCUUCUUUUUAGUUGUCUGACUGCGAGGUUUAGUCCCAGGCUACAAAUACAGACGUUUGGGGACAAAGUAGGUCAGUGUCUUACAUCACGUCGAACAUAUCACAAGCUAGUCAUGCUAAUUGUGCUAGCAUCUGUGAGUCUUUAGAGAGCUGAGGUCAUUUCACUCUUCUCAACCAAUUCAAACUGUUAUCUGAAUGUUACAUUUAUAGGUUUAUAUUAAAAAAAAAAGCAACACUGCAGUAUUUUAAUAGUUUCAGGCUGGAGAUGAAGAAUAGCAGCAAGUGAAUGACUCUCAUUGGGAAAAGAGCCAUCCAUCUUGUCUCCUGGCAGGUUUAGAUGAACGAAUGUAGCAAAGGUAUCAAAGGGAAAGUGUUUUUUAUAGCAUGUAACGAGCUUGUGCCACUGAGCUAUUGCCCUCGAGCUUAAAAGUGUUACGAAGAUAAGCUAACCGGUAGUCGCAUAGCCUUGUGUGCUUGUGUGUGUUUUCCAGUCGCAUCCCAGUGUUUCAUUCCCAGUCACCAUCGAUGGUUUUCUCUGCCUACCAGCUCACAAAGGAAGCCGGGGUGUCAAAUGGACAGACAGAGGAACAGAGAGAUGGUGUCCACGCCGUUUGUCUGUCUGUCCAGACGUUUGAGUGUAUGUGCAUGAGUGUGUGAAAGCAUAUAUGAAUGUGUACAGGUGUGGACGCUGAGACCUGGCGCCUCUCUGGCUGGGGAGCUUAUGAAAACAUCAGUCCUCGACCAAGGACAAAUCUCUACCUCAGUAAUGUUAGCAGUGGUGACUGACAGUCAAACACUCAGGAUGUCUCCCUCCUUGUCUCUCCAAAAACAAAAAGUAAGGUCAUGAUUUUACUUGGUGUCUGUUACAUGUUUGAGUGGUGCUCCUGGGCAGGCUACGUGUUGUCAGUUGCUUCGUGGCUGUACGUUGGGUUAAGGAUAUCAAGAGAACAUUAUAGGGAGGAGUAAGUUGGGUUGUAUGGGGAACUUAUCCACAGACAUCAGUCGGCACGCCACCAUAGUAGCCCAUACAACCCCACUUCAAAAAAUCCGAACUGCCCCUUUAAAGGUCAAUGUAAGACUUACCUUCCAGGUGGGAUCUGGGUUGAAAAGUGUUAUUUCUUUAGCUAGCUCUGGUUCGUUCCAGAAACAAAUCCCAAACAAUGAGGAAGAUUGAGAUGUAUUGAAGCUAGGUCAUUUAGUCGUUACCUGACAGCAAGCAUUUGGUGGUGACAGAUUGUGUCCGCAGAGCCGCCUGGACUCAAGAAGGCUCAAGUGUAAAAUAGUUAAUUGCCUUUAUUGUCUGCACACAGCUUUGUCUCCUCUGUUGUUAAAAAAACAAAAAACAAAAGGAGAGGAGGCCAUUUUCUUCCCCUAAAAUCUCAUCAAUUCUCAUCUGACAUCGCGCUCAGACAACAAACUGACUUCAUCUUCUGUGGGGUGGAAAUUAUGUCCCAAGGUGCAUUUUUGAAAUGAGUGAACAGAAAGUUUUCCUUUUUUUUAUUAACAAUAUGACGGAAAAAUGUUUAUUGUAUUAUUUGUUGUGCUCCACGUGACAGCUGGUGCGGGUUCAUAUAUAUUUUUUUUUAAUAGUCCGAGUUUUAAAGUUAAAGCACUUGUCUGAAACGAGACACUGAAGUCUGCCUUUUGUGUUAACGUCACAGUGUCCAUUGUUAGCGUUGUGUUUGCCAUAGCAGGUGAAAAAAAGGAUCCUGUGCUUCCAGAUCAUUUUUGCAUUGUGUUUCAAAAACCCCAAACCAGCAGCACGCAUCGCUUUACAGGACCGCUUCAUUGGAGGGGAAAACUCCAGUUGACAUGUCCACACCCUCAAACCCCCCCCCCCCCAAAGCUCAAGCAGCAGGGCCCCAGUUAGACUCUGUUUGUCUUCACUGUCCCCUCCAAUGAAGCCAGUGUCUGCGAUGAUGCCUGCUCUGGCACCAGCUGUCACGUUUUGCCGUUUGUUUGUUUUUCCAUAUGUUCAUGUUAGUAUUCUUUAAGAUAGAAGGCACAGAUGGAUUACAGUCCAGUUCAUUGGUUCACAAAUAAAAAGUUUUAAAUUUUCA